Messenger RNA from Entrophospora sp. SA101, 2583 nucleotides. The record is from the annotation of a GenBank genome assembly. NCBI's taxonomy places the organism in Eukaryota, Fungi, Glomeromycota, Glomeromycetes, Entrophosporales, Entrophosporaceae.
AUGGUAUUAAAAAACAUUUUCUUAACUUCAACAUUUUUAGUUGCAAAUUUAUUUUUCGCAAAUGCUCAAUUGACUGGUAAAUGGCCACCAGUUGACGUUCCUCCACCAUUCGAAGACGAAUGGAAAGGCGAUUACUAUUAUGCAUUUCUUCCAGGAUCAAAAUUUCAUACUAGACCAUCUACUAUUAAUAUUCAACUAUUCUCCUCUACAUUUUUCCUUUCAAAAGAAUUUUUGAUAACUCACAAACUAGGUAGAAUCAGAUAUAAUGACGAAGAAGAUGACCUUAUUACGAUCGAUAAUGAACUUGACCUACAGGAAUGUUUUAAUGCUAAUAAUUUAAAUACUUCCAAUUCAAAUGCUUCUGAUUCGAAUGCUUCCGAUUCGAAUUCUUCCGAUUCGAAUGCUUCCAAUAGUGUGGAUACAACAGAGAAUCAAGGUGAAAUUGAUGGAUUUGGCCUAGAAAAGGUUAUUAACGAGGGAUUCGCCAACUUUCAAAAUAUAAUUCAAACUAUUGUUACUGACGUGAGCAACACUUUAGAAAAUGAUUUAAAUAAUCUUCAUGCUACCUUACAACAGCCUUUUCAACAAGCUAUCAAUACUGUCAAUUCUAAUGAAACUGAACAAAUCAUUAAACAAGAACAAAUCAUUUCACAAGGUCCUGUGAUUCACAAUGGUGUCAUUUGUGAUUGUUGUGAAAAAAUUAUUCGUGGAAUGCGCUGGAAAUGUCUCACUUGUAGUAAUUAUGAUUUAUGUCAAGAUUGUAAAUCGAAACAACCUACAAUUCACAACCAUGCAAAUAGUCAUGAAUUCAAACCUAUUCCAUAUCCUCAAAAUUAUUGCUCUAGUAAUUCUAAAAGAAUCACAGCUAGUUUACAUUCAGCAGUUUGUGAUUUCUGUGAAUCACAAAUUUAUGGAACUAGACAUAAAUGUAUCAAUUGUCCAGAUUUCGACUUGUGUAAUGGUUGUAUUUCACUUGCACCAACUCAACAUCCUAAUCAUACAUUUAUGCCAAUUUAUCGUCCUGGUGAGCCUGAAAUUAAAAUAUUUGAUGCAGUGUCUCAUCCUGGAAUCAGAUGUGAUGGUUGUGAAAAAUUGAUAAUUGGAGUAAGAUUUAAGUGCGCAAAUUGUCCCAAUUUUGAUUUUUGCGGAAACUGUGAAGCAUCACCACUUAACACACAUGACAUUACACACAUCUUCUUGAAAGUCAAGUUCCCCGUUUCUAUCCCAAUUCCAUCAAGCUAUCCACUACUUUCAAAUUAUUAUGUUCGUAGAGAAUCAAAGAUUAAUGCUACAGUCAAUGGAUUGAUAGGAAAACAAGAAUAUCCUAAAGAAAAGAAAUCUCCAUCAAUCAACAAUGAUACUGAUGCUAGCGAAGAUUCCAGCCUUAACCAACCUGCUAUUGUACAACCAAGUAUUAAAGUUGAAAGUCAUGCACCCAUAGAUUUAUAUAAACAUUCAUUAUUACCAUCCAUUCCGUCCACGCCAUUAACCCAAACUCUCCAACAUGAAAUACUCAAUCCGUAUACCCUCGGUUCAAAUCAGAUCGAUAAUUCAAAUUCGAUUUUUUCGGGACAUGUAGAAGCCCCCUUAAAAAGGCAUGAAAAUUCGUUACUCAAAACUAAAUUAGAGUCUCGGUUUGUUGAAGACGUUAACUUUCCUGACGGUACUACACUUGUUCCACGUGCCCAAUUUAUUAAAAAAUGGAGAAUGGAGAAUGUUGGCAAUGUUGCCUGGCCAGAAUCAACAGUUUUGACUUUCGUCGGUGGUGCUGAAAUGUUUGGUGACAAUUAUUCCUCUAAAAAUAAUAAUGGAUUUUAUGUUGGUCUUGUUAAUGUUGGAGAAAUUAAAGAAGUUUUUGCAGAACUUCAAGCACCAUCUGAAUCUGGAGAAUACAUAUCAUAUUGGAGAUUGGUUGAUGGUGAGGGAAAUAAAUUCGGUCAUCGAUUAUGGUGUUCAAUUAACGUUGAAGAUGAUGAUUCAAACAUGACUGCUUCAUCAAUGAUUUUCCCCGUAAUGAAAAAUGAACAAGUACCUGAUGUUAAACAAGAAGAUAAUAUCGUUAAUUCAAUAGUUGGAAAAUUUUUUGAUAAGGAAAAAUUAGAAAAAUCUCUUGAAGCUAUUUCAUCUCAUCUUGAAAAUUCGCAAGAUUAUUAUUUUGUAGAAAAAGACGAACAUUUGUCAGAAGAAAAUGAUCAAAAAGAAGCUGCCAAAGAAAAGAUUGUUAAAGAAGUCGUUUUUGAAGCCGAUAACCUCGUGAGUGAUGAUGACGACAUUGAAAGUGACGAUGAUAAAGAAGAUUCAAAAGACGAAACAGAAAAUCAAUCCGAGGUGAGACCUUUAGUGGAACCUAUAAAUAAUUGUUUCAUUUCUAGUAAUGAAGAAACUACUGUAAUUACACCAACCAUUAUUAAUAUUAAUGAUGAUGUUAACUCAGAAAUCAGUCGACCAAUAAGCUUCUUCGCCGAAAAAGAAUUCUUGAAAGAAAUGGGAAUUUUAAAUGAUGAAAAUGUUGAAUUCGUAGAUGAUCUUUUGACCAAAAACAAUGGUGAUGUUAACACAGUUGCUAACAUUCUUUUUGGAUGA